Ambispora leptoticha is the source of this 2283-nucleotide messenger RNA. The record is from the annotation of a GenBank genome assembly. Lineage: Eukaryota; Fungi; Glomeromycota; Glomeromycetes; Archaeosporales; Ambisporaceae.
AUGAAUUUCGAAGAACUUGAAGAACAAGACGGAACCCGUUUUUCUUGGAACGUGUUCCCACAUUCUCGUCUUGACGCUACUAGAACUGUUGUGCCAAUCUCGUGCUUAUAUACCCCGCUAAAAGAGAGAGAAGACCUACCACCGAUUUUUUAUGAGCCAGUGACUUGUAAGUCACCUUGUCGAGCUAUAUUGAACCCAUACUGUCAAAUUGACGUACGCGGAAAAUUAUGGAUCUGUCCCUUCUGUCUUCAACGAAACGCUUUUCCACCACAUUACAAAGAUAUAUCUAACACCAACCUCCCAGCGGAACUACUGCCAAAAUACACCACGAUCGAGUAUACAUUUGCACGAGGAGCACAGAUUCCGCCGAUAUUUUUGUUUGUGGUAGAUACGUGUUUGGAGGAUGAUGAUUUAAAGGCGUUGAAAGAUUCGUUGGUGGUUAGCUUGAGUUUGUUGCCGCCGCAUGCAUUGGUUGGAUUAAUAACUUUUGGGACUAUGACUCAAGUUCAUGAACUUGGAUACAGUGAAUGUCCUAAAUCUUAUGUGUUUCGUGGUACUAAGGAGUACGCCUCUAAGCAAAUUCAAGAGAUGCUUGGAUUGUCCGCUCCCGUUAUUCGUCCACAAAUGCAAAAACCUGGCCAAACGCUUGGAGUACAAAAUCUUGGUGCUAGCAGAUUUCUUUUACCGGUUCAACAAUGUGAGUUUACAUUGACUUCCAUACUCGAACAAUUGCAGCGUGAUCCAUGGCCUGUUAAUAAUGAUAAACGACCACAACGAUGUACCGGUGUUGCUAUAAGUGUCGCGAUUGGUCUGAUGGAGAGUACUUUUCCAAAUACUGGAUGUCGCAUUAUGUUAUUUGCUGGUGGCGCUGCAACAGAAGGUCCUGGAAUGGUUGUGGGUAAUGAAUUGAAAGAACCUAUACGAUCUCAUCAUGACAUUGAGAAAGACAACAUCAAAUAUUAUAAGAAAGCAACAAAGUUUUACGAAGCACUUGCAAAACGCGCUUCACAAAAUGGUCAUAUUGUUGAUAUUUUUGCCGGAUGUCUUGAUCAAAUAGGGUUACUCGAAAUGAAAUCUUUGGUCAAUUCUACCGGUGGAUUUAUGAUUCUUUCGGAUUCUUUCACCACUGCAAUUUUCAAACAGAGUUUUCAACGAGUAUUUAAUAAGGAUGCUCAAGGAAAUUUGCAAAUGGGCUUUAAUGCAACGCUCGAUGUUCAGACUACACGAGAAAUGAGGGUGUGUGGAUUAAUAGGGCACGCGAUUUCCACUAACAAAAAGAGUCCAUCAGUCGCCGAAACAGAAAUCGGUAUUGCCAAUACUUCCGAAUGGAAAAUGUGCGGUAUCACACCAAAGACAACUUGCGCCGUCUAUUUCGAAGUAGUUAACCAGCAUGGUCAACCACUAGCACCUGGCAUGCGUGGUCUAAUUCAAUUCGUGACACAUUAUCAACAUUCAAGCGGGCAAUUUCGUUUACGUGUCACAACUGUCGCCAGAAACUUUGCUGAGGGAAAUAGUCCACAGAUUGCAGGAUCGUUUGACCAAGAGGCUGCUGCUGUUCUCAUGGCUCGAAUUGCGGUGUUCAAAGCGGAGAUUGAUGACGGGCCGGAUGUGUUGAGAUGGUUGGAUCGCAUGUUGAUAAGGUUGUGUCAAAAAUUUGCUGAUUUUAGGAAAGACGAUCCGUCUUCGUUCCGAUUAUCGGAAAACUUUUCUAUAUAUCCACAGUUUAUGUUCCAUUUACGAAGAAGUCAGUUCUUGCAAGUCUUUAAUAAUAGCCCUGAUGAGACCGCUUUCUAUCGACACGUAUUAAAUCGUGAGGAUGUAAACAAUUCACUUAUAAUGAUACAACCUACGCUGAUGUCUUAUGCAAUAGAUUCACAAUCACAACCUGUGUUACUCGACUCUAUUUCAAUCAAACCAGAUGUGAUUUUGUUGCUUGAUACCUUCUUCCAUAUUCUUAUCUUUCACGGUGAGACGAUCGCUCAAUGGCGGAAGGCUGGUUAUCAAGAUCAACCUGGCUACGAGAAUUUCAAAGAACUUUUGGAAGCACCAAAAGCCGAUUCUGAAGAGCUUCUUUCAGAUCGAUUCCCGAUUCCACGAUACAUUGUUUGCGAUCAAAACGGGUCACAAGCACGUUUUCUUUUAUCAAAAUUAAAUCCAUCCACAACUCACGUAUCAAAUGUUGGAUACGGCGUGCCACAAGGACAAGCUAUUUUCACAGAUGAUGUCAGUUUACAAGUAUUUAUGGAACAUCUGAAAAAGUUGGCUGUUAGCGGAGUUUCUUGA